GCUUUUCUUUCCAACCGCUCUCAAGUUGUCUCAGUUAAUGGCUCCCACUCUCACCCUGUCAUAUCUGGAGUACCUCAAGGAACAAUUCUCGCACCUGUCUUAUUUCUUCUCUAUAUAAACGAUAUUUCUGAGAAUAUUAAAUCCCAAAUUCGCUUGUUUGCUGACGAUGGAAUCAUUUAUAGAGAAAUUAAUAACGAUCAGGACCAUGUCACGUUACAAGAGGAUUUAGACAAUCUAAAUAAUUGGGCUAACAAGUGGCAACUAAAUUUCAAUUUCUCAAAAUGCUACCACCUAGGAAUUACAAACAAACGUGUCCCUGAAACAUAUAGUUAUGUGAUGAAUAAUCAAACAAUUAGCAGAGUAUCUUCUACCAAAUACCUGGGCAUUACUAUAAACCACAACUUGAACUGGAACAAACAUUGUGACAUCAUAUGUAGUAAAGCAAAUAGCAUUCUUGGCUUACUUAGAAGAAUCCUUGGUGAAUGUAGCGCUGCUGUUAAAUCAAGAGCGUAUACUAGUCUUGUCCGUCCACAACUUGAGUAUGCUUCUACAGUCUGGAACCCUUACACCAAGAGGAACAUCAACAAGAUCGAGAUGGUUCAACACAGAGCUGCUAGAUUUGUCUUCAAUGACUAUUCCAGAGCUAGCCACAUCUCUCCAAUGAUCGACCACCUGGGGUGGGACAAUCUCCAACAACGGCGACUGCUACACCAAGCCACCAUGUUCUACAAGAUCCAUCAAGGCCUUCUUGGAAUCAGUCUUCCUGA
Paramuricea clavata is the source of this 767-nucleotide messenger RNA. Lineage: Eukaryota; Metazoa; Cnidaria; Anthozoa; Malacalcyonacea; Plexauridae. The record is from the annotation of a GenBank genome assembly.